AUGGCUGUCGAGGCCCGGCUCGUCGCUGUGCUUGCCGUUGCGGCUGGGCCUGGGCGCGCUGCUGCCUGGCGCGAGGACGUCUUGCCGCAGCAGCGAGACCCUACGCGGCCGACGAGAAGGGCGCAGCCAGGGCCACCGCCGUCCCCGCAAGGCUGCUGGCCGACGAGCAGGCCGGAGCUAAUCAGGCACAAGAUCAAAAGAACCAGCACAGUGGCUGAGGCGCUGCAAGAUAAGCAGUGGAUCCGGGAUAUUGCCGGACGGGCAACAGUAAACGCCAUCUCCCAGUAUGUGCAUCUGUGGCAUGCGAUUGCAGGGGUUCAGUUAAGCGGGGGAACUGAGGACAGGGUUUGGCACACUGUCAGUGCAAUGCUAAACAUUCAGAAUGCGACACCGGCGCAGGAAAUCUCACUGAUGGAUUGGUGGUUACAAAAGCGAGAAGGUUUCAAUGCCAUAAAAAGAAAAGGGCUAGAUUCCACCUUCAUGUUGGUUUCGUGGAGAAUUUGGAAAGAACACAACGAUCGAGUAUUCAGUAGAACCACGGAGAAGAAUCCUGCAGAGCUGGCUCAGGUUAUUUCAGAGGAAGCUCAUCUCUGGUGUGCUGCCGGCGCCAAGUUCCUCUCCACCUUAGGCUAG
Molecule: messenger RNA, 633 nt
Organism: Miscanthus lutarioriparius
Lineage: Eukaryota; Viridiplantae; Streptophyta; Magnoliopsida; Poales; Poaceae
Source: the annotation of a GenBank genome assembly